Molecule: messenger RNA, 2696 nt
Organism: Pollicipes pollicipes
Lineage: Eukaryota; Metazoa; Arthropoda; Thecostraca; Pollicipedomorpha; Pollicipedidae
Product: amidophosphoribosyltransferase-like
Biological process (GO): purine nucleobase biosynthetic process
Molecular function (GO): amidophosphoribosyltransferase activity
Source: RefSeq, a predicted model, not a curated record
CGUGACAGGCGGCGCGGACGACCGGUGGCCGGCUCCGGUGGCGGCGGAUCGGCUGAGGUUCCGGUGGCGCGGAGGGACACCCAGAGCCUCGGGCCAUGCAGUGCGAGCAGUGCACCGGUGUGCGCGAGUGCACGCCCCGCGGCCGGGAGCGGCUCGAGCAGGCGCGUGAGCUGUGCGAGGCGCGUGACGAGGAGCCGGAGAUGCGUGAGGCGUGCGGCGUGUUCGGCGUGGUGGCGGCGCCGCCGUGGCCCACGCAGCUCCAGGUGGCGCAGACCGUCUACAUGGGCCUGGUGGCGAUCCAGCACCGCGGCCAGGAGAGCGCCGGCAUCGUCACCGGCGACGGCACGGACGCCGAAUUCCGCCAGGAGCGCGGCAUGGGUCUGGUCUCGAGCGUGUUCACGGCCGAGCGGCUGGCGCGCCUGCCGGGCAGCCUGGGGCUCGGCCACACGCGCUACAGCACCGCCGGCAGCUCAGACUCGCAGCACUGUCAGCCGUUCAUCGUGCACUCGAAGCAUGGCCUGGUGGCGCUCGCGCACAACGGCGAGCUCAUCAACGCCGGCCGGCUGCGGCGCGAGGUGCUGGAGCGCGGCGUCGGCCUGUCCACCACCUCCGACUCGGAGCUCAUCAUGCAGCUGCUGUCGCUGGCGCCGCCGUGCGGUGAGCCGAACGGCGCCGACUGGCCGGCGCGGAUCCGCCAUCUGAUCCGACGCACGCCUACCAGCUACGCCAUCGCCGUGCUGUACAAGGACCGGCUGCUGGCGGCGCGCGACCCGUACGGCAACCGACCGCUGUGCGUGGGCGAGCUGCGCGAGGUGGGCGCCGCCGGCGGGCCGCCGCUCGGCUAUGUGGUCUCGUCCGAGUCGUGCGCGUUCCAGUCGUGCGGCGCGCGCUGGACGCGUGACGUGCUGCCUGGCGAGAUCGUCGAGCUGACGGCGGCCGGCGUGCGCAGCAUCGACGUCGUGCCGCGCCGCGACGGGGACCCGCCCGCCUUCUGCAUCUUCGAGUACGUGUACUUCUCGCGGCCCGACAGCUGGUUCGAGGGCCAGAUGGUGUACUCGGUGCGCGAGCGGUGCGGCGCGCAGCUGGCGCGUGAGUGCCCGGCGCCCGCCGACCUCGUCUCCACUGUGCCGGAGUCGGCCACGCCGGCGGCACUCGGCUUCGCGCGCCAGUCGGGCGUGCCGUACGUGGAGGUGUUCUGCAAGAACCGCUACGUGGGACGCACGUUCAUCCAGCCGGACCAGCGGACGCGCGCACUCGGCGUCAGCAAGAAGUUCGGCGUGCUGCGCGCCAACGUGGAGGGCAAGCGCGUCGUGAUCGUCGACGACUCGAUCGUGCGCGGCACGACGGUGCGGCCGAUCGUGAAGCUGCUGAAGGAGAACGGCGCCACCGAGGUGCAUAUUCGCGUCGCUUCGCCGCCUAUCCGACACCCCUGCUACAUGGGCAUCAACAUCCCGACUCGGGGAGAGCUGUUCGCUAACCGGCACGCGGCCGAGGAGCGCGCGCGUGCCGCCGGUGCCGACAGCCUCCAGUACCUGUCCGUCGAGGGGCUGAAGGCGGCCGUGCGCGCCGGGCUAGCCGACCCCGCCAGCUCGGGCCAGUGUGUCGCCUGCCUGACUGGGCAGUACCCGGUGGAGCUGGAGUGGUGACCAGCAGGCGCCCGCGUUUGGUUGGAGUGUUGAUCAGCUGGUGCUCGGCACAGCUUAAGUAGUGACCAGCUGACGCUCGGUACAGUUGGAGUGUUGACCAGCUGGUGUUCGGCAAAGCUACAGUGGUAAACAGCUGGCGCUCGGUAGAGUUGGAAUGUUGACCAGCUGGUACUCGGCAGAGCUAGAGUGGUGACCAGCAGGCGCCCUGUAGAGUUGGAAUGUUGAUUUGCUGGUACUCGGCAGGGCUGGAUUGGUGAUCAGCUAGCGCCCGGUAGAGUUGCAGUGUUGACCAGCUGGUGUUCGGCAGAGCUAAAGUAGUGGCCAGCUGGCGCUCGGUAGAGUUGGAAUGUUGACCAGCUGGUACUCGGCAGAACUAGAGUGGUGACCAGCAGACGCCCUGUAGAGUUGGAGUGUUGAUUUGCUGGUACUCGGCAGAGCUGGAGUGGUGACCAGCAGGCGCCCUGUAGAGUUGGAGUGUUGACCAGCUGGUGUUCGGCAGUGCUGGAGCGGUGACUGUCCUUGCCCUGCCAGGUCACCAGCUGGGGAUCGUCCGGUACCUGACCAAGUUGUGGCGGUGAUUGGCUGAUGUCCGACGGGACUGGGUGGGGAUCUGUCGGUACUCGGUGGAGUUGGAGCGUACAUAACUGACGACUUCAAACCUACAAUACCGCAUUGACGUUCCAUCAGUGCCGUUUAAAGACGCCGUCAUAGAUAGCGCAUGUGGCCGAUGUACCGCCGGGAGAGCUGAUGUGUGAACCGACUCCUGCCGUCUCCAUAUUGGUGCCACCCUGUCACCGAUUGGUCAAUGGCCGAUCACUUGCAGCAAAUAAUCACAUGAUAUGUCAUGAUACUGUCGGGCUGGGAUGCAAUGUAUAUUUGAAGAAUAACGUCGCAGUUCCGACUUGUAGAUACAGCAUUGAUCGAUGUUAUUCGCUGCCUAUGCUUGCCUAUUUUACGUCGAAUGUUGCAAUACAUUUUUCUCGUCAUGAUAACUGCGCGUGCGUCUGAGGGGAGAGGGACAGCUGCACAGGUGGUUGACCGCUAGCUAUA